ACAGCACGCCGACAGAGCACUGUUUUCAAAAUACAAAUACAAAUCGCUACAAUAGACAAAAGCGAGAGAGAAAGGGGACAGAAUGUUUCAUUGAGAGUACAAAUGGGUACAAUUCCGCUGCUCAAAUUUGAAUCACAAACCUUUUAUUCCUCUAUUCCCUUCAGCUUUUCACACAUCUUUAAACCCAAAACCUCUGUUUUUUGCUAAGGGAUUUCUCGCAAUCAGUGCGAUGGAGGUUGGGAAGAGGCUUGAGGAGGAAGCAGGGCCGUCGUCCGCCGGAAAAGUUGAUGAGUUCCGUCAUGAAAAGGAGAGUGAGGAAUCAGAGGUUGAUGAUAAAGAUGGGUUCACUCCAGGGCCUCUGCUUUCACUCAAGGAACAGCUUGAGAAGGACAAGGAUGAUGAAAGCCUAAGAAGGUGGAAAGAAAAGUUGCUUGGGUGCUUAGAAAGUGAUCUGAGCGAACAAAGGGAACCUGAAGUCAAGUUUCAUUCCAUUGGAAUUAUCUCUGAUGAAUUUGGAGAAGUCAAUACUCCAUUGCCUGUAAAUGAAAAUGAAAGUGGUCGUGUUCUUUUUACCCUUCAAGAAGGAUCUCGGUACCAACUUAGGUUGACGUUUACAGUUACGCAUAACAUCGUCUCUGGCCUGUCCUACUCAAACAAAGUCUGGAGAGGAGGAUUGAUAGUCGAUCAAACUCAAGGAAUGUUAGGUACUUUUGCUCCUCAACGUGAACCGUAUGUCGAAACCUUGGAGGAGGAAACCACUCCUUCUGGUAUACUUGCGAGGGGUAUUUACUCUGCAAAGCUUAAGUUCGAAGAUGAUGACAAACGGUGUUACAUGGAACUCCCGUAUUCCUUUGAGAUCAAAAAGAGCAGUUAGCUGAGUCAACAUCGAGUUGAUGCAUAUUUAUUGCCACCUUGCUAGGACUAUUCUGCCUUUUUCCUCCAUUGUGUUUCCUCUCAUGAACUCUGAUAAUCUCUCCUACUUGAUCCACAGUUGAAAUGUGCAAUUGGUUUAUGGUUUUCCAUAUUAAUUUUGGCACCAACUCCGAAAACCGGAAACCAAAUUUUGAAACUUGAAAGCUAAGAAAUUGUGUUGAAGAUGGAAAUGUAAAACUUUUAUAGCCAGCUAUGAGCAUCUCUUUACAUA
Molecule: messenger RNA, 1144 nt
Organism: Cucumis sativus (cucumber)
Lineage: Eukaryota; Viridiplantae; Streptophyta; Magnoliopsida; Cucurbitales; Cucurbitaceae
Product: rho GDP-dissociation inhibitor 1
Exons: 5
Coding region: 230-874 (214 amino acids)
Biological process (GO): Rho protein signal transduction
Cellular component (GO): cytoplasm; cytosol; membrane
Molecular function (GO): Rho GDP-dissociation inhibitor activity; protein binding
Source: RefSeq, a predicted model, not a curated record